Salvia miltiorrhiza (redroot sage) is the source of this 1731-nucleotide messenger RNA. Its product is annotated as putative MO25-like protein At5g47540. Gene Ontology annotation, molecular function: protein serine/threonine kinase activator activity. The record is from RefSeq and is a predicted model, not a curated record. Gene Ontology annotation, biological process: intracellular signal transduction. The coding region runs from base 447 to 1472 and encodes 341 amino acids. The transcript is spliced from 11 exons. NCBI's taxonomy places the organism in Eukaryota, Viridiplantae, Streptophyta, Magnoliopsida, Lamiales, Lamiaceae.
UUCUUCUCAAAAAGAAAAUGAAAUGUAAAGGAUUUUGUAAAAUGAAGUCACACUCACAGCCACACAGAAUAAUGGAGUAAAGUAAACUGGUGAUUCAUCCAAUCGACACGAUCUGUCUUCACACUCGACAUAUAUAAAUAAAAUUUCAAAACCUCCACAAAUUCCUUCCGAUCCCAAAAGCUCGAAAAUUUUCUGUUAAGAUACAGCCGAAAAAUCAGCUUUGUUGAAUCCGCAUCCCUAAACCAAUCGCUAAGAAUAGAAAAAAGUCGUACUAAAUUCAAGGGUAACAUUUUUUUUUGGGGGGGGGGGUUUAAAAUUUUUCCAAAAUAGGAGGGUGUCUGUCAUCCGGCGGGAAACCGCCGGCGCAGCGGCCGCCGGCGUUGCAGGCGUCUGUCCGGAGGCUUCCGCAGCCUGAUACCACCGACGCCGGUGCGGAUAACGCGAAGAUGAAGAGUCUGUUCAAGUCCAAGCCGAGGACUCCGGCCGAUUUGGUGCGGCAGACGCGCGAUCUACUCAUCUUCACCGAUCUCGGGGCUCCUGAUACUAAGGAAAGCAAGCGAGACGAGAAGAUGAUGGAAUUGAGCAAACUAAUGAGAGACCUGAAACAAGUUCUUUAUGGGGACAGUGAAUCUGAGCCAGUAGCAGAAGCCUGUGCCCAGUUGACUCAGGAGUUUUUCAGAGAAAACACACUUCGCCUCCUAAUUACAUGUUUGCCGAAGUUGAAUUUAGAGACCCGCAAAGAUGCUACUCAGGUUGUUGCAAAUCUGCAGAGGCAACAGGUUCAGUCAAAGUUGAUUGCGUGUGAUUACUUGGAAAAGAACAUAGAUCUCAUGGAUAUCUUGAUAGCAGGUUAUGAGAACACUGAGCUGGCUUUACACUAUGGUGCAAUGUUGAGGGAAUGCAUACGCCAUCAAAUUGUUGCAAAGUAUGUUUUGGAAUCAGAGCAUAUGAAGAAAUUUUUUGACUUUAUUCAACUUCCAAAUUUUGACAUUGCCUCUGAUGCUGCUGCUACUUUCAAGGAAUUAUUGACUAGGCACAAGUCAACAGUUGCCGAGUUUCUUUCUAAAAAUUAUGACUGGUUCUUUGCGGAGUACAACUCGAAGUUGCUAGAGUCUACUAACUACAUCACUAGGAGGCAGGCUGUCAAGCUUUUGGGUGAUAUCUUACUGGAUCGCUCAAAUUCAGCUGUAAUGACACGAUAUGUUAGCUCAAGGGACAACUUGAGGAUCCUCAUGAAUCUUCUCAGGGAGUCGAGCAAGAGCAUACAGAUCGAAGCAUUCCAUGUUUUCAAGUUAUUUGCAGCUAAUCAGAACAAACCUCCAGAUAUUGUUAGUAUUCUCGUCACCAACAGAAGCAAACUCCUCCGCCUUUUUGCUGAUUUCAAGACAGAAAAAGAGGAUGAGCAGUUCGAGGCUGAUAAGGCGCAAGUUGUCAAAGAAAUUGCUGCACUUGAGCCUAAAGAGCGGCCAUGAAUUCAGCUCUUGUUAAGUGUAUCAGCUGCGUUGGCUGUCUUGUACCAGUAAAUCUAGUUGUCAUCUUUCUUUCAUUUUUUCUUUUCCAUAUAGAAUUGUUAAUUAAUAUGCAUCAGAUCUCAAUGUGAAGUACUGAGAAAUCGAUCUAGAGAGGGCUACCUGUGUUGCAUCUUUGGAUUAAUCAAUAUUUUUUGAUGUUGUAAUUUCAUCUUGUAUAAUUUUAAACACGAAAAAUAUGAAUCUUUUGGAAUUAUCCUUA